Haliotis rufescens (red abalone) is the source of this 1351-nucleotide messenger RNA. Its product is annotated as carcinoembryonic antigen-related cell adhesion molecule 1-like. Bases 77 to 1252 code for a protein of 391 amino acids. The transcript has 2 exons. Lineage: Eukaryota; Metazoa; Mollusca; Gastropoda; Lepetellida; Haliotidae. The record is from RefSeq and is a predicted model, not a curated record.
ACAUAUUUCCUUUCGUCAUAAACGAGAUCGCCGGAACGACAACCGCAGUGGAAAUAGAUCCAACUGGGUUUUUAAUAUGAAGCUUUCAAAACUAGUCUUGGCGAUAUUGGCCACGCUCAGUUGUAUGCUCGUGGCAUUCCUCCUCUUUCUUCAAGGAAUCAGAGCUGAUGCCAACAGUGGUAACACAGACGGAGUUUCCAAUGAUAAGGUGUUACGAAGGGAGAAACGGUUCUGGCUUUAUGAUAAGUUCAAAAACAAAAAGAUGUUUCAGAAGUACACAGAUGACAGUCUAUCCUCAGAAACCGAGAAGCUGUGGGUAAAAUUCAUUAAGAGGAUGCAUUACGACUUCGCGAGGACCGAAGGUGAUAGUGUGGAGUUUCCCUGUAAAAACGAAAUCUCACAGAAAAUAGCUUCAGAGUACCCCAAAUCUAUAUACCAAUGGUCAGUCAACGAAUACCCUAUUGUCAUGGAUGCAUCCCGGAUGUUUUUAUUCAAAGGGACAUUUUCAAUCAGGGAUUUAAACUCUGAAGACACCGGUGUGUAUGUAUGCUUAAUGGAAUACACCAAGAAGAAUUUUAAAACGGUUGGGGUGUAUGCUUUGACAGUGAAGACAGAAAAGCCCUCAAAAAGUGUCCGUGAAACAGAGACGCUGGAGCUCACCUGCCACAGUAAUGUUUUGUCACAGAUGUACCCUGAAACAAACGUAAAGUGGUUUUUGAAUGACACAGAAUAUAAACCAGCCAUAAAAACAAACACAAGCGAGAAAGUUAUUGUUAAAAAGAUACGAAGAAGUUCGGCAGGAAAUUGGACAUGCGCAGUGACAGACCCGGUAACAAAACGAACGUGGCAUACAGCGUGGUACAACGUUGCCGUAACUCCACCUCCGCCGUUGUAUGAACGGUUGUACAACAUUAUGCUGGAGUACAAGUUGUACACGGGUCUGGUCGUGGCUGGGGUUGUGCUAUUUGCGGGUUUGGUACUAGGUGUGUGUAUAUACACUGCCUACAAGACGAAGGGUAGGAAUAAUGAGACCUUUGGGAAGAUGAAAGAUAAAAUUAUGUCCAUGCAAACGAACGAUAUGUUUGGGCUGAAUAAUUUCAAAGUUGAUUUGUUGUCCGAAACUUCCGAUGAGGAACCUGAUUCAGCAAGUGUCGGAACCCCUUCGUCUUUUUCUUCUGAUUCUUGUGAAUCGAAAGGUUCAAGCUCUAAGUUUAUUUCAAAAGCGAAGACUGUUUCUUGGAGUAGUGAGUGAGAGAGUAGUAAGUCAAAAUGUAACGUCGCAUCGGCAUUUCAGCCAUAUAGCGACGAGACCAAGUUAAUAUAUUCACAAAUUCUUGGGGGCGGUCGGGAA